Molecule: messenger RNA, 5343 nt
Organism: Bursaphelenchus xylophilus (pine wood nematode)
Lineage: Eukaryota; Metazoa; Nematoda; Chromadorea; Rhabditida; Aphelenchoididae
Source: the annotation of a GenBank genome assembly
AUGCGAGUAUAUUUAUGUAUGCUAAGAGUUUAGAACGUAUCCUUUCUUCCUUCCCUUAUUCAUUUAUAAUUUCUUCUUCAGGUUGGCAUUCGGUCCCACCAAUGGAUACGCUCCUGGCCCGAAUCCGACGAAUACGCCGGCUCAACGAGUUCUCCGAUUCCCUGUUGUUGCACCUGUUAGCCAACAGCGACUAUGUGCCGGACAGAGUGGCAGCCGGGGUGAUAUGUAAGUCUUUCAAAAGUCCAAAAAGGGUACAACAACCAUCCAAAUCUGACGACUCCAUUCUUUUACUUCCUUUGUCGCUUCUUGCAGCAGGUUUUCGUGCACUAUUCACUCGUAUUUUAUCUUCUGAAACCCCCGAUAAAAGCGUUACAUCCGGGUCGAUAAACCUUAACUCAGCCGACAAAUAAACAAAGCCAGUUUUGUAUCGAUAGUUUAGAGCCGUCUCUGUCGGGGAAAGGCCAGGCCACAAAAAACUCCAAUAUUCAGUUUCUCGUUAGGCAAUUUGACUACACAGGAAGACUUUGCAUUUUAAAAAUGGAACGCGUGCUUGUUUGUGGGCUGCGGUGUUUAUUCCAGAUUCUAGCAAAGCUCCAGUUUUGUCAUCUGUUAUCCCUAUAAUUGGGACGGACAAAUGCCGCGCUCCAGCCCCGGCUCGGCCGGGUUUUCAUUUUCUGACCUCUCCAUUCCACGAGCAUAUUUCCGGAGCUGCAGUGCCUGGACGAACACCAAUUUCCCACCCAAAAAACCUGGCUUCUGUUUGGAGGCUCUGCCUUUCCUGUCAUUGCCCUGGGGGGUUUGAGGCCUUUUAGGUGGCUUAAUUAAAACAAUUCGCAUUUCAGUGUUCCAACAAGGCGAGGUCGUCUCCUAUUGGUACCUGCUGCUCUCAGGUGAGGUCGAACUGUAUCUUCCUUCAGAUCGCGAGGUGAGUGUUCGCUCUUCUGACCUCACCGGAAAUGACUAAUGUCCUGAUUAAACGUCCCCCAUAAUUCCAUGGCCCUUUCAGACUGGAUUUCUGGGACAGCAUCUCACAUUACUGACAGCCGGAGCCUUGUUUGGAGAACUCAACCUUUACCAGCACUGUUGCUCGGCUCGAAUCCACAAAACCGCGGAAUUCGUACGACUUAGCCAAGCCCAAUUUCUCUCGCUUUAUCGGGUUUGUGGAAUGUUUGCAGGCGGUUUAUGAUUGAGACGUUUUAGAAACACGCUGACCAUUUACAACCUUACAUCACCGUGAUGGAGGACCUAGAUACGACGCCGUUACCGGGUAAAUUUAAAUUUUUAUGACUGAUAAAUUUUGGUACUUAUUCAAAUAAAUAUUUUCAAAAUACUUUUGUAAUCACUUCAGGUCCAUCAGCCCCAGUACUGCAGGAAAAGUCGUCUCCCCGUCAUCUACCAAAAGUACCAAUCCCAAUGACAGAGACUAAUGGAGUCUCUACUUCUGACUACCGACCUCCUCCACCUGCCUUGAAUUCUUCCAUCAAUCCAUAUAAUCUGAAUGGAAUGGCUUCAGAGUUGCCAGAACCAACAAUCAAAUCGAAUGGAGUGCUCCAUUCCAAGUCGAUUCCAUUUGUUCCAUCAAAUUGGGAACCUCCGGUGAAUCUGUUUGAACUCAGCACUUCAUUAUCCCUGGAUUCUCGGAUAAUGGAGGCUGGGCUCAUGUUGAAAAGAGCGAUGUAUUACAGGGCCCCAAAUUUGAUACGAGAACGCAAUCUCAGGCGAGGGGUAGGUCUUAAUUGGAAUUGAUACAUCUCCCAGGAUAAGACCGAGGUCUUUUACAACGCAAUGUCUGGAGCCGAGAUGACGUCAUGGUUAUUCUCUUUAUGGCAACAAUGUGCUGUCAAUCCAGUAAAAAAACCCACUCAUCUUCAAAUGGUGGGAAUCUGGCAGACUUUAUUAGACCAUCAUAUCAUCAGCCAUAGUAAGGGAAUCAUAUCGUCAAAAAAAAAAUAUUUAGUAACUAACGAAGAGCAGUUCAGAGAUCAAAAUGUUUUUUACAAAUGGAGCGUCUCUAAUGACAUGUUUGAGGACUAUUUUAUAAACCGAUUGUCCUAUAAUAAUAUGCAAUUUAUGCCCAACAGUGAACUCGUCGAAGUCCCUGAUCCCUAUGCCCUUCCUCCUCCCGGAUGUGAACCUCCAUUAGACGACGAGCUUCUCCAAAUGUUGUUCUUUUUAAGCACCAUCGGUCUGGAUUCCAUGUUCAAGAUCAUCCUAACCAAACCGUAAGUGUAUUGUGUCUGGAGAGCUCCGGAAGUAACGCCAUUAAGAGAAACAUAAAUCCAACCUAUUUACGUUCUUGUUUAUUAAUUAUUUGCAGACCUCAUGAGCGAACGAAUGAAGAACUGGAAUUGGUAUUCGAGGAACUCCUCCACGUGAAAGCGUUGUCUCAUCUGAGUACAAUGGUCAAGAAAGAGUUGGCUCGAGUCAUUGGAUUCGAACAACAUCAACAUGCAGGGACAGUGCUUUUUCAUCAAGGAACGGAGGGACAGAGCUGGUAUAUCAUCCUGAAAGGAAGUGUGGACGUCAGCAUCGCAGGAAAGGUGUGUCCGGUUUCUCGAAUAAAUUAGGGAGGUUAACGGGGACAGGAACGGGAGCAGGGGGAAGGCGUGGGCGAAGGGGAAGGCCCGAUCUUGCGUCUGUUUCCUGACUACCCAUCGAUCAGAGAAAAAAGAUCGGCGCGCGAGAAUCUCCAGAAUAAGUGCUUGAAGACGCUUAUUGUUCAUGGGGCUCAUUCUUCAUCAUUUCAUCACCAGCAACCGUCUCUGUUGCGCAAUUCUGGAAGUAUAUGAUGGUGUUGUUGCUGGUUAAUGUGUGUUAUCCUUUGCAUUUCUGUUGACCCAUAUAAUUUUAUAGGGUGUGGUGUGCACUCUGCAAGAAGGUGAUGACUUUGGUAAACUCGCCUUGGUGAACGACGCACCCCGAGCAGCCACAAUCACCCUCCGCGAUGACAAUUCCCAGUUCUUGAGAGUCGACAAAGAGAACUUCAACAGGUGAGCGAGCAAUUUUUCUCGAGGCGGCUCGCUGUUUCAUAGUAAAGUAAUAUUUACUUUCUCUCCAUUAUCUGAGCAAAUGGUUACCGUACUAUUAUUUUUGCAAAAAAAUAGUAAAUCUUUUUUUUUAGGAUCCUUCGAGAUGUGGAAGCAAACACAGUACGCCUAAAGGAGCAUGGCCAGGAUGUAUUGGUUUUAGAGAAAAUUAACUUAAAAUUCGACGAGACCCAACCGAUAAACAGAAACCAAUGCUGGUGAGUACAACUGCAAUAUACACAUUUACCUUUCAGUUACUCGGUUAUGGCCGGACUGCCGGAGAAAAUGAUCGAGUACGUAUUAGAGACCAGAAUCGACGCAUUGACCAGCAACGGAGCCUUAGACACCUUUCUAGAAGACUUUAUUCUUACACAUAUCAUCUUUAUGCCUUCCAAUAUUUUAUGCAAUUAUCUCAAGAAUUAUUACGCAACAAGAGGAGAUAUUGUAAGUACUCGAUGAAAAAGCCAAAAGAGAACUAGAUAAAACCCCCCAAUAUACCUAUUUCAGACGACGUUAAAUGGGUCUGAUUCGAUUGGAUCGAAUGAAAUUAUCAACGAAAAAUUAAGUGCCAAACGAAGAGUGAUCACCUUCAUCACUAUCUGGGAGUUUGUCCUCGGGAUUCAUUUCUUUUUAGAUCCUGUAGCCAACAGUUUUGUAGAAGUAAGUAUUUUUUUUAAAUCCAUUUCUAAUAUAAGGAUGGUGACAUACAAAUCAAAUCGGGUUUCGUUGCCAGAAACCGCCAUUUCUUGUCUGUUAGGCUUAUAGACAGGAAAUGCGCAAAUUUUGUCUGAGCAGAGAAAACAAGAAAAAAAUCUUCACGGGGAGAGAGCACAAAUUUGCGCUAUGUUACGCAAUUUGAGACAAGAAUUACGCAUUUCUUGUCUAAAGGCCUAACAGACAAGAAAUCGCGGUUUCUGGCCACGAAAACCGAUUUGAUUUGUAUGUCACCAUCCUUAUAUCAUGGUAUAGGAAAUGUAUUGUUCUGUAAUCGAAGAUGCCAACUCCCUCCCAAAUAUGGAGUCAAUUGUUCAUCAGAUAAGUAGGAUAAGACGGGCUCGAGAGAACGUUAUGAUCAUCUUAUCUCGACAUCCAACCUGCGUCUUGGACUGCGGAGUUUACAGUCUUGAAGCUCCAGCUCCAAAUCCUAUAUUACCCAUUGAUAUUUGCAACCAAUGCAUCUACUUUUCUGAUGCUACGAUGAUUACAUUGGCAGUAAGAAUGGACAAAUCAGCAGCAGAUAUAAUAAAACUAACGCGAGGCAAAGUUCAUUUUGAUCAUGACGAUCUCUACCUUGUGGAAGUCAAGUCAAAUGGAGAGCGGGUUGUCUACUCCCCGGCAGAAGUUAGUGUGACCAGCAUGCUAUCGUUGAAUGGUCGUCUUUACGUUGUCACGAAAGAAGAAAUGAACACCUUGGUAAGUGCCGCGGUCGUAUUCUUACAAUUGGCUUACAAAAUUGCAGACUUCGAUGACAAACCAAGCAGGUCCUUCAGAAGCCCCCAAUCCCAGCGUUCUUGAUAUCUACAAUUCUGCGGACUUAGCGAAUCAGUUGAUGACAUUCCAUUGUCAACUGUUCGAGGCUACCGAUGAAAUUGAGCUCAUCUUCCAAGUGAUCGGCCGAAAUAAGUUUUCGGGACGAUCACCCGCCAAUCUUGACAUUCUACUGCGAAGAUUUAAUGAAGUCCAAUUUUGGGUGACUACAGAAAUAUUACUGAGCUCGACAACAGCCAAGAGAGUUGCCAACCUCAAGAAGUUGAUCAAAACUGCUGUUUAGUACGUGUAAUUUCAAAAUCAAAUUAUUUUAGCGCAAAAACAAACAAAGAUCUUAUGUCCCUAUUUGCGAUUACCCUCGGGCUAAGUAACAUUGCUGUGAGUCGACUAGUCCAGCUCUGGGAUAAAUUGCCAGGAAAAUUGCGACGACAAUACGCAGAGUUUGAAGCGUUAUUGGAUCCCUCUCGAAAUCACAGAGCCUACAGAUUACUGGUAUCCAAAAUGGAGCCCCCCAUCAUUCCCUUCGUCCCCCUUCUUCUAAAAGAUCUCACAUUCAUGCAUGAGGGCAAUAAGACGUAUUUCGGUGCAUUAGUUAACUUUGAAAAGAUGCAUAUGAUCGCCAAUGUACUCAGGAACUUUAAAGGAUGCAAAUCUCGAGGUCCCAUCGUCGCCGAAUCCCAAAAGAAGUCAGUCAACAAUCUCAUUAGGUAGAAGUUAUACUGCUUAUGUAUAAUAUAAUUUCAGGAACUUGAGAGUUAUCGAUAAUCAAAAGCGCCUUAUGGAAAUAUCAUAUCAAAUAGAACCUCCAAAUAGAAGCAAUAGACCAUAA